Molecule: messenger RNA, 756 nt
Organism: Emericellopsis cladophorae
Lineage: Eukaryota; Fungi; Ascomycota; Sordariomycetes; Hypocreales; Bionectriaceae
Product: ATG5 domain protein
Exons: 1
Coding region: 1-756 (251 amino acids)
Biological process (GO): C-terminal protein lipidation; cellular response to nitrogen starvation; autophagy of mitochondrion
Cellular component (GO): phagophore assembly site membrane; Atg12-Atg5-Atg16 complex; cytoplasm
Source: RefSeq, a predicted model, not a curated record
AUGACAGCUCCGUCACUCUCUGCUGCCCUCUGGCGAUCGACAGUCCCCGUCCACAUCACGCACCCCAACCACCCCAACACGCCAUUCAUCACCUCCCUCCCACGCUUCUCCUACCUCGCGCUCCUCCUGCCGCGCCUGUCGACCUUUUUCGGUGCGUCCAUCUCCAGCUUCCACUAUGAAGACGUGCAGCUGCGCAACCUGGCUGUCGGCGUGCUCGUCGACCUCUACGACCCCGUGCUGCCGUGGCGCGUGUCGGUCGGCGAGGGUGGGGGCUGGGACAUAAGCGACACAUUCCUCAACAGCGCCAAGGAGGCCGAUUUUGUGCGCAACGGCAACGCGAACCAGAUUAUGAAAAUGUCAAAGGACGACACGACGGCCCUCUGGCACGCCGUCGUCGACAAUGACCACGCCACCUUUCACAGGAUCAACGCGCGGCUCCUGAACACGCCCAGUCCGCUCAAGCACGUCCCGCUCCGCGUGUACAUCCCCGAGUCGGAUCCGCAGGUCAGAGAGGGCGUUGGGUCGUUCCGGAUCGUGCAGAGACUGGUACCGGCCGUCGGUCAGGACCGCAGACCGCAGACGCUAGGGGUGGUGCUGCGGAACAUGAUGCCAGAGCUGUUCCCGAGCGUGAGAGACCCGGUGCGGGUGGGCGUGGUCAUGCACGGGGCCAGUGUACCCUUUUCGGCACCGGUGGGGGAGCUCAUGCGCGAGGCAGCGUAUCCCGAUGGAUGGCUGUGUCUAGUCAUUAGGGUAUAG